This is a messenger RNA of Lepisosteus oculatus (spotted gar), 1523 nucleotides long. RefSeq names its product endonuclease domain-containing 1 protein-like. Gene Ontology annotation, molecular function: metal ion binding; nucleic acid binding; hydrolase activity. NCBI's taxonomy places the organism in Eukaryota, Metazoa, Chordata, Actinopteri, Semionotiformes, Lepisosteidae. The record is from RefSeq and is a predicted model, not a curated record.
GAGGAGACCUGCCCUGUUUCUCGACAUGAAGCUCCCUGGCACCGUCGUCUGCCUGCUUGUGCUUCUCCGUUCUCCUUCAGCGGUCAGGGCCAGCGUGGGAGAAACGUUUGGGGAGUGCAAGGUGUUCCUGUACAAGGGGACCGCACCGAUCGGACUCGAGGACCACUCGCUAAAAAAGAUCUGCCAGCGUUACGACAGCAAACCUCGCUACGCCACCCUAUACGACACGGUGGAUCACAUCCCUGUGUACUCCGCGUACACCUUCAAAAGAUCCGACGGGGAGAAGAGAGUCGACGUGCCCUGGAUGUACGAGCCCCAGCUGGCCUCCUCCGCGGGGAAAGAUGAAAUGCAGCCCUUCCCCCGUGGAAAUGUGCACCAGAACUUCGAAGACACCCAGGCAGUCCUGGAGGACUAUGGCUACGCGGUCUCCUAUGAAAGAGGUCACCUGAACCCAGACCAACAUCAGGCUGAACCUGCUGACAAGGCUGCCACCUACUCCCUCACUAACGUUGUACCACAAUUCAGAGAGUUCAAUAUUGGGCAGUGGGCUCAGCAUGAGGACACCAUCAGAAAGAGGCUCAAUAACUACUGCAGAGGCACGGCCUACAUUAUAACGGGUGUGACCACAUCAGGAAACAUGAUACGUAGGAAUAAUGUCGAUAGGGUUGCCAUUCCAACCUAUAUGUGGUCUGCCUACUGCUGCAUUAUGUAUGACAGAAAUGCCCCCUACAGUGAGAGAUAUAAGUUCCCUGCUUUUGCAGCGUAUGGCCUGAAUGACAAAGAGAAUAAUAACGUAGUUGAGCUGUCGGUCAAAAAACUAGAGAAUUUCCUGAAAAGCAUAACCUUUGUUGACAAAAACUUCCAGAUUUUCUAUCGAGAUUGCAUCCCUUAAAGACUUUGGCGAUGCACUUGAGUUUCUCAGUCCCUUUUGUCUUGACCAUGGCAGAUGACACGAGCUGUUUUUACUGGUAUGACACCCUGGUAUCUAGGCACCCUCUGCCUCCUAAAUUCCUCAACGCCCAUUCAAAACGAAAGAGAAAUAUUUAGUUGGGAUAUAGAAAAUGUAUUAUCCUAACAGUAGAAAUAUUCAGAUUUAUCUCACUUUUGAUCAUUAUCAAGUUACUAUAAAUCACUGUUGAUUAAUACUGAGCUAAAUUAAAGGAGAAUACUUUUGUUUGUGUCUGUUUUUGAAGUGCCCAGAGAGAUUUGAGAAUAAAUUUGAAAUAUUUAUAGAAAUAUUGAAAAACAGUGUAAAACAUCUAAAACUUUACAAAUUCAAACGUUUUUAUUUCAUGGGGAUACGCGAGUAUGUAUUUUGAGUGUUGAGAGUACAGUAAUAUCUUCCAUAAUAUAUUUCUACACUGUUUUGAUGUCUCUGGUUUCUACUCAGUAAUACACUUGUUUCAAAUCCAUUUUUCCACAAAAUGUAACCCGAGAAGAUCCUUGAUUGCAUUUGUCAAAAUACGUUUAUUUUUAACAAUUUUUGUUGUGUAAUCUAAGACUUUAAUAAAAGUGCCGUUUAC